AUGCAGGACGACUUCGAAUCGCGCCUUACCAUGAAAAUUUGCGCACUACUCAACGAGCAAUUUAAUGAAUUCAAGACUUCGGUAUUUGAAAAAAUUGGCAAUUUAACCUAUAAGAUUGACAAGAUAGAAGAAAGAAUCCUAAAAAUGGACAAAGAUAAUAGUGAAUCAACGCAGGGAUAUGUAUCGGCUGUACAGUACCCAUUGAACCUAGAUAAUGGGAAGACUAAGCCGAAAGUAAAAUCUGGCCCUCAGGAGAAAAAUAAGGUAGCUUUGGGCAAACCUAAUCCACUCGCAAAAGUAAACACACUCAUCUCUUCUUUAGCGCCAGUUUCAACUUUAGUCUCUGAUUCCAACACUUCGAUUCUGAGUGUAAGCCGUGAGACAACUGUUGCUCCCCGGGAUGGAUGCAGGUGGAUGGAUGGAAAAAGACCCGGAAGAAUGGAUACAGGUGAGACGUAA
Messenger RNA from Parnassius apollo (apollo), 459 nucleotides. Lineage: Eukaryota; Metazoa; Arthropoda; Insecta; Lepidoptera; Papilionidae. The record is from the annotation of a GenBank genome assembly.